AUGUCGAGAGAAGGGCGCUCGAUAUGUGUGCUGCGGAAAGUGGUGCUGGAUGGAUUCCUCAUUGCUGGAUUGACCGUAUGUCUGUUCGCGAUGAAGUUGCUAUGGGAGCCCUUCAGCCGAGGGUUCUUCUGCGACGACGAGUCCCUCAAGUACCCCUACCACGAAAACACAGUUACCACGCUCGUGCUGAGAUUAUAUGGACUGGGGCUACCCUUUUUAGUUGUAUUGGUCUGUGAAUGGAUAAUCCUGCGGAAAGAACCCAGUGACACAAAAGUAUUCGGCUUGAGCAUUCCGACCUGGAUUCGUGGGCUGUACUGCACAGCGGUGGCCUUCGGCCUCGGCGCAUUGUUCGUUGAGUUAUCCACUGAGAUGGCCAAGCAUGUCAUCGGGAGACUCAGGCCUCACUUCUUUGAUUUAUGCCGGCCCUCAAUCGACUGCAGUUUACCUGAAUGGCACGGCCGCUACGUCCUACCCUCGGAGUACUACUGCACAAGCAACAGCAGCCAGAUCAAGGACAUGCGAAAGUCAUUCCUCAGCGGACACUCAUCCUUCGCGGCCUACACCAUGGUCUUCGUGGCUCUGUACCUCGAGCGGCGGAUGACCUGGCGAGGAACCCGCGUCCUCCGUCACUCUCUACAGUUCUCCGCUCUCAUGAUCUCUUGGUUCACCGCGCUCUCUCGAGUGUCGGACUACAAGCAUCACUGGAGCGACGUGCUAGCUGGCUACAGCUUGGGCAUUGUCUUCGCUAUACUAGUGGUGUACUGUGGCAUAGACCUGGUGCAGAAGAAAAAGAACCACACCAUCGUGCCUCAAAACGACGUGUACGUCAUCGGACCGACUCACGCGUAGUACAGCCUGAAAGAACUAGUCUUAGCACCACUUGCACCGUCCCGCUAACCCGGGGUUAACCGGUUAAAGAAGAAGCACCACACCAUCGUGCCUCAAAUCGAUGUGUACGUCAUCGGACAGACUCACGCGUAGUACACCCUGAGGGCCACUUGCACCAUUCAUUAACCCGGGGUUAACCGUUUAAGCCCGUGAGUUACUAUGGUUACCAGUACAAUUUGACACUAGGUUAACAGUUUAACUGGUCAACCCUGGGUUAGUGGGAUGGUGCAAGUGGCGCUGAGAGAACUAGUCU
Molecule: messenger RNA, 1141 nt
Organism: Cydia fagiglandana
Lineage: Eukaryota; Metazoa; Arthropoda; Insecta; Lepidoptera; Tortricidae
Product: putative phosphatidate phosphatase
Exons: 6
Coding region: 1-849 (282 amino acids)
Biological process (GO): phospholipid dephosphorylation; signal transduction; phospholipid metabolic process
Cellular component (GO): plasma membrane
Molecular function (GO): phosphatidate phosphatase activity
Source: RefSeq, a predicted model, not a curated record